Messenger RNA from Effrenium voratum, 1194 nucleotides. NCBI's taxonomy places the organism in Eukaryota, Dinophyceae, Suessiales, Symbiodiniaceae. The record is from the annotation of a GenBank genome assembly.
AUGGCGCUCAUAGACAGUCCUGCAGUCUUCAAGGCCAGAUGUUUGGCUGUGGGCUUGACUGAGGAUGAACAUAACGCACUGUGUACCAAAGGAUGGUCCACGUAUGCAACCUUCGCCUUUUCAGUGCCUGUGCAGGCAGGCCAGGCGGAUGAGAGCAGUUUUGUGACACAAGUAGUGCAGGAGGUUCUUGGCGACCCAAGCCAUACUUCUGCAGCCAAGCUUCGUCGUUUGCACUUUGAGAGCUUCACCCUCACGGUGGCGGAUCUCAGGAGGAAGGUUGAUACACCCGAGGAUUCAAAGCCUCGCAAGCUGCCACCUGCUGAGCUGGCAGACCGCAUAGGAAAUUUGCAAAGAGACAUCGACCCUCUAAAGAUCGAGGGCUCCCUUGAGCCAUCCCAUGCUUUCAUCAACGCAGUGGCCCAGGUUGUUGAAGAUCAGAGAUUGAGAUACAUAGAGUGGAGCCGCUGCACCACGCGCAACCAAGAGGUGAACAACAUGAAGGAGGACCACGCCCUCAAAGUGUGGCAGCCCGACGACAAAGGCACUAUCAAAGAAGUGCCUAAAGAGCCUGAGGUGUCAGCAAUUUUGUCAACAGACCUUGAAGUACACCAAGCGCUGAGACGUCGUGGGGUGGCGUAUGCAUUGGGUCAGCUCAUGUCCUUUGAGCGCCACGAGAGGUUGGUCGCGUCUCUUUUUCAAGAGUUUCAACGGGAGCCACCGGAGGGAUUCGAGAAGGUCAGCUUGAAGCAAUUAGCCCAGGCUGAUCGUGAGGCUCAUUUGAUGAUGGCAGAGAAGACCAGAGCAGGCCUGGUUCCGGGCCCAAAUGGUGAGCUGCCCUUGGACAUAGUGGUUUGUGAAGUGAUUGCGUCACCGAAUUUCAUGUGGAUGUUGAUGCCAAAGCCCAAACGGGCCGCAGCCCCGAAAGCGGAGGCCGCGCACAAGGCCCCAACCAAGAAGCAGGCUCAGCGCCCGCCCCCGCCGCCGCCCGAGCCGGUAGCCAAAAGGGCCCGCGUGCCAAUGCCAAAGGGCCUCCGUGGGGGUGUGUCGGUGAACGAGGACAAGGAGCCAGUGUGUUUCGGCUUCAACCUCAAAACCUGCAAGCACAAGGGUAAGAAAUGCCCAAAGGGGCUGCAUGUAUGUUGUGCCAACGGUUGCUUCAGCCCGGCGCAUGCAUUUGUGGACCACAAGUCUUGA